This is a messenger RNA of Lecanosticta acicola, 1195 nucleotides long. Lineage: Eukaryota; Fungi; Ascomycota; Dothideomycetes; Mycosphaerellales; Mycosphaerellaceae. The record is from the annotation of a GenBank genome assembly.
AUGAACUUCGACAAGUCCCAGAACACCGGUAUCAACCUGCCCGGACUACGAGGGCGCGAUCGUCCCAACCACAACAAUGAGCUCCGCGUCCCUUGCAUCGGCUUCAUGCCUAACAGGCUCCGGAAUCACUUCAUUGCCAUGAGUGGAGAAUUCAUCGGCACCUUCCUCUUCCUCUUCUUCGCCUUCUCCGCUACACAGGUCGCCAAUGCCGGUGCUGCGGGUGCCGGCACCAGCGGUGGCACUCUCACCCAGGUGCCCGACCCGGGGGUCCUGAUAUAUAUCUCUCUGGCCUUUGGCUUUAGCUUGGCUGUCAAUGCCUGGGUUUUCUUCAGGAUCAGUGGAGGUAAGCUGGCCCGUCAGAUACCUUCCGAGGACUUGAUCAGCUGACCACUUGCAGGCCUCUUCAAUCCAGCUGUGACCCUUGGUAUGGCUCUCAUCGGAGCCGUCACCUGGACCCGCGCCCUCCUUGUCUUUAUCGCCCAGCUGCUUGGUAGUAUGGCCGCUUCUGGCGUCGUACAGGCUCUUUUCCCCGGCCCAAUGGCCGUUUCCACCAGCCUCAGCGCCGGCACCAGCGUCGUCCGCGGUCUCUGUAAGUCUCAUGAUGGCCAACACGCUGCGGCAAGCACACACUAAUGUUACCCUCACAGUCAUUGAGAUGUUCCUCACCGCCGAACUCGUCAUCACCAUCUUCAUGCUCGCCGCUGAAAAGCACAAAGGCACCUUCAUCGCCCCCAUCGGCAUCGGUCUCUCCCUCUUCAUUGCCGAACUCGCCGGCGUCUUCUACACCGGCGGCUCUCUGAACCCAGCCCGCUCCUUCGGUCCCUGCGUGGUCCUGGGAAACUGGCCCGGAUACCAUUGGAUAUACUGGCUCGGACCCGCCCUGGGCUCUCUGCUCGCAGUCGGUUUCUACAGAUUCGUGAAAGCAUUGGAAUACGAGACCGCAAACCCCGGCCAGGACUUCGACGAGCAGGAAGCGCAGAACUUUGAGUUUGACGAGGAUAAUGCUGCUACUGCCGCGGAUGUCGCCAGACCGCCGCCUAGCGCGGAUGGACCUAGUCCGAGGGUGAGCAGGCAGGCCGGUCAGACCCCUGGCUCUGGUGGAAGAGUUGAUGGAGCCGGUGAGGAGAAGUUUGAGGAGACGUUCCACAAUGGGCCGAGACUUGAGGAUGGAGGAGAUGCCAGGACGGGACGGUGA